ACGUAAGGGCAGAGGCAGCGUGCGCGGUGACGCACAGAGGGGCGGGGCACAGAGUGGAGUCCCACGGACAUGGCGGAGUUAGAAGCAGCAGCAGAACAUGAACGCAUUCUGCGGGAGAUUGAGAGCACGGAGACCGCCUGUAUCGGCCCUACGCUGCGGUCUGUGUAUGAUGGAGAAGAGCAUGGACACUUCAUGGAAAAAUUGGAACUGCGGAUAAAGAACCAUGACCGUGAGAUUGAGAAAAUGUGCAACUUCCAUUACCAGGGAUUUGUGGACUCCAUCACCGAGCUGCUGAAAGUGAGGGGUGAGGCAGAGAAGCUCAAGAACCAGGUGACUGAUACUAACAGAAGACUGCAGCACGAAGGGGCUGAGUUAUUAUCCUCCAUGAAAGAUUUACAGCAGUGCCGAAUUCAGCAGAGGAAUAUUGCAACCACUGUGGAUAAGCUGAACAUGUGCUUGCCAGUGUUGGAGAUGUACAGCAAGCUGCAAGUACAGAUGAAGUCUAAACGGCAUUACCCAGCUCUGAAAACCUUGGAGCAGUUGGAGCACACGUUCCUGCCCCAGGUCAGCCACUAUCGCUUCUGUCAGCUCAUGGUGGAUAACAUUCCCAAACUGCGGGAAGAGAUCAAAGACGUUUCCAUGUCGGAUCUGAAAGAUUUUCUGGAGAGCAUCCGCAAGCACUCGGAGAGGAUCGGGGAGACUGCCAUGAAACAGGCUCAGCAGCAGAGAAGUCUGGACAACAUUCAGUCUGUACAGGGCAAGGGAGGCCUCGCCAGGACACACACUAAAUGCCCAAGUCCUGAGGUGAAUGGCACCAGCCCUAUGUCUGAGCAGGAUUCUGGCAUUCUGGAUGUGGAAGAUGAAGAAGAGGAAGAGACCCCCGGGACACAGGAUUUGGUUGAUUUCUCUCCAGUAUAUCGCUGUUUGCACAUCUACACUGUACUGGGUUCAAGGGAGACCUUUGAAAACUACUACAGGAACCAGAGGAGAAAGCAAGCAAGGCUGGUCUUACAGCCGCCAUCCAACAUGCAUGAAACAUUGGACGGAUACAGAAAGUACUUCCACCAGAUAGUAGGCUUUUUUGUGGUGGAAGAUCACAUUUUACAUACAACACUUGGCCUUGUCAAUAGAGCCUACAUAGAUGAACUGUGGGAGCUGGCCUUGUCCAAAACAAUGGCAGCCCUGCGGACACAUUCGUCCUACUGCUCUGAUCCCAACCUGGUGUUAGACCUGAAGAACCUCAUUGUCCAUUUUGCUGACACACUGCAGGGUUAUGGUUUCCCAGUGAACCAACUCUUUGACAUGCUGCUAGAGAUCCGAGACCAGUACAGCGAGAUUCUGCUGAAGAAAUGGGCUCUGUUAUUCAGAAAUAUACUUGAUUCAGAUAACUACAGUCCUAUCCCAGUGACUAAUGAAGAAACGUUCCAGAAGUUAGUGGGACAGUUCCCUUUCCAGGACUCUGAACUGGAGAAGCAACAGUUUCCUAAAAAGUUUCCCUUCUCGGAAUUUGUACCCAAAGUGUACUGUCAGAUCAAGGAGUUCAUCUACGCUUGCCUGAAGUUCUCCGAGGAUUUGCACCUAAGUUCCACUGAAGUGGACGACAUGAUCCGGAAGUCCACAAACCUGCUGCUCACUCGAACGCUAAGCAACUGUCUGCAGAAUGUCAUCAAGAGAAAGAAUGUGGGACUUACAGAGCUUGUACAGAUCAUCAUCAACACCACCCACCUGGAGGUCUCCUGUAAGUACCUGGAGGAGUUUAUCACCAAUAUUACCGGCGUGCUGCCCGAUACCGUACAUACAACCAAACUCUACGGCCUGACCACAUUCAAGGACGCUCGCCAGGCUGCAGAAGAAGAGAUCUACACCAACUUGAACCAGAAGAUCGACCAGUUCCUGCAGCUGGCCGAUUACGACUGGCUGGUGUCCGACCCCAGCACGCAGGCCAGCGACUACCUUGUAGACCUUGUUGCCUUCCUAAACAGCACCUUUGCCGUCUUCACCCACUUACCAGCUACUUCAGAUUCCCACUCCAGAAUGCCGGGGAAAGUGGCCCAGACUGCCUGCAUGUCGGCCUGCAAGCACCUCUCCACUUCUCUAACGCAGCUGCUGCUAGAGGCAGAAGUCAAACAGAUCACCAUGGGUGCCCUUCAGCAAUUCAACCAGGACGUCAAGGAGUGUGAACGGUUUGCCAGAUCCGGACCAGUGCCUGGGUUCCAAGGGGACACGCUGCAGUUGGCCUUCAUCGACUUAAGACAAUUAUUAAACCUUUUCAUCAAAUGGGAUUGGUCCACUUACCUGGCUGAUUACGGACAACCUACAUGCAAGUACCUACGAGUCAACCCCACCACAGCCCUCAUCUUAUUGGAAAAGAUCCAUCGUGUGAUGAAAGACUCCAGCCGGAAAAACAAUGUUUUUGCUCAGUUCAGGAAAAAUGAGAGGGAUAAGCAGAAGCUGAUAGAGACUGUGGCCAAGCAACUUCGAAGUCUAAUCAACAGCCACCAUUCUUGAGUACGACACUACUGUCCUAACUGGAAGAUGACUGGACAGUGCCAAAUGCUGUACACUAAAUGAACGACUGUACCGUCCUUUUAUUUGGAAUGGAAAACCUUAUCUAGACUGCCUCGUGUAUACGACAGUCAUGACAUCUACUUCAGUAGCAGUAGCCAGAGCGAGGGCCUCUUCCUCGGCACGUGCGCAGUUCCAUGCUAAACAAGGAAUCGACAUUGUCCUGCUUUGCUAGGUGGUGGGUGUUAUACUUUCUAUUGCACUGAUCUGGGAGGUUUUGUGACCUAUACAAUGUUAGGAAACAGUUGUUUCCUUUUUUUUUUUAUAUACACAAAUUAUAUAGCUUUUUUUGAGAGGCUGAACUGAUUUUACUGGGCAGGGUAUGAGGAAAAUGGACAGUUCUCAGUAUGUUAACCUAAGCAUGAGCUGCACUGGGCUCCUAAAACCUAGUCUUCAUCUCCCAAUACUCCAAAACCUACUUGGGACAUGUUUAUCCUUUUUUUUUUUUACUAGACCACAGGGUAUUGCUUUAUUAACAUAUGAUGCUGUGCUACUAGGUAAUUUCAGCAAGUUGCCCCAUGGACAGGCAUUUGCGGGGGAAGCUGAUACAAUAGGCCAAGCAUCCUUUCAGACGUGGUUGGCCUACUCCGUAACCCAAGGCAGCCAAUUGGAUCUUUUGCAUUCAUUAUUCUAACUGCACUAAACAAUUACAAGGGAUCUGCUUAUUGGUGCCUUUGGGUUACUUAGCUCAUGAUUCUUUUGAAGCCUUUUGAGAACGUCAGGUCAAAACCUGCCCUCUGACUUUCCCUGAGGUGUGGACAAAAUGGCAACUACCGUAGUGGUUUCUUGGAGCCAUGUCUGUUGUUAGAGGUUGAAAAUACUCAAGUAAUUAUGGCAAAUGUAUUAUUUAAGAGUUCUCUUGCAGUAUAUCUUACCCCAUUCACUUGAUUACCAGGGUUAGUUGGUACAUCUCAAUACUGAAUCUAGCACAGUCUUCAGGAUAGUCUUUAUUUUGUGUUUUGGGGACUAAGGAAACAUUGUAGCUUAAUACAGUUUCUCGACACCACAGUAAAGCACACUCCUGAUUUCCAUUCCUCAACUCGCUGCCUUCAUUAGAUGAGGAUUGGUCUUCUUAUUGCCAAUAAACCUUCCCACAGAGGAAACCGGAAUCUAGAUACAUGACUAUAAUUAUUUCUUAAUACCAGAUUCAUGCUGGUGUGCGUUGACCACCCUGAUCGAGUCUUUCCUCCUUAGGAUGGAGAUACUGUAGAAACAAUGUAAAGUCUUAAAGAAACCAGGUUCUCACGAGGAGGCAGGAAUUUUUUGGGUGCAAUAAAAUAGCUCUUCCCAAGCUUUACUGAGGAGACUUAGUCAAUGUGAUAAAGAAGGUGGUGGAAUCUUCCAAAACAUGACUUAUGGGGAAAUUCAGCUGACCGGUGGGCUUGAAAUGUGGAAGCAAGUGUUGGGUGUAGGAUGUGUCAGAAAGGGCUUCUCUCCUGGACCCCAUGUCUCACAGGAAAAAUGUUAAGUACAUAUAAAAUACAUUAUAAAUUUUCAGUAUAUACAUCAGCACCCAACCUUUCAUUAUUCAAUGCUGAAUGUAAUCAUCACUGACUGCAGUUCUGACUGGUUCCCUGCCUGCAAUUGACUAGUCACAGCUUAGUUCUGAUUGAUUGCCGUUAGUUUUUGCAGUGCUUCAAUUUAGCAUUUGUUUUAUAGACACUCCUGGACCCCAGGUGAAGCACUUGCACCGGCACUUUAGCCCUCAGAAAAGAAGUGGAGUACACAAGCUGGAUCUGAUGUGUUAGCAGCUAAUUAGGGCGAUGCAGUGCAGCACAGUGCUAUCCAGUGUUUUCUAGAGGUUACUUUUCCUUUAAGCAGCAGAUAUUACUGUAGGUCUAACGAGUCCACUGAAGCUUUCGUAGUCCAGGAACUUUGUAACACUUGUGCAGGCCUAUGGAGACCAUUUGGAUGAGGAACAUCAACAUGCCAAUGUGUGUCUCGCUCAGUGGGAUCUUCUAACCUGCCUAGGAUGCCUAAUUUUCUUUGUCCUUCAGCUGUGUAACAUUUCAAUGAAAUUCAUAUUCAUCAUCUUGAAAUGAAAUGCAGCAGCACACAAUAAUUUAUACUUGGGAUGUUAUACAGUUGCUGCUGAACUAUUUUAUUGGAAGUUUUUGGAAUGAAUAGAUGUAUAGGUCGUUCAUAUUCUAAAUAGUGCCCUCAGGAUAUGGCUGGAAAAGGGAAAGGUAAGCACAUCUUUAGAGUUGCUUCUUAUGAGUAACCACCCAAAAGGAGACCAUGCCGAACACCUGCUCACAAUUCUACAUUGUGCACUUUGAGUAAUUCUGGAGCUAUGGCCAUGAAGAUACACGAAGUUGCUUCAUUUGGACCAUGCCCCACGUCUCCUUAACAUCAGGAAGCCACUGAACCUUGAAAGGAACUGUUCUGUGCAUUUUUUUGACUGCCGGCUUGCAGAAGAUAAAGCCUCAACGUGUUUUAUUCUUCUAGUUGAUUUAAUGAUAUACAUCCCGGCCGUCACCCAAUAAAGUGCUCAUUUUUGGCCACAUUGUUUCAUGAAGUGCCUGAAAUAUUUCUAAUAUCCAACCUAUGCUUCAUUGUGGCUGCUUAGUAUGACCCUAAGAAAUGCAUUGAGCUUCCAUGACUUUAGGGAAUCAGGACUACUAAUCCUAUUGAGCCUGACCUCUGCCCAAUACUCAGGCCUAUGGUAGCAGAAAGAUGUCUCACAGAUUAAUCUCUCGUGCAGAGCCAAGAACGAGUUCUUCCUUGUGAAUGUCUUCUUUGGAAUUCAUUGAAAGCACAAAUUUAUGCAACGUUGCCACCAUUCAAUGUUUACUUUAGAGCUGAGCCAAACUAUAAACUGCACAACCAUGAGAACGGCUAACCGCACAAUGCUCAUUGCCUUCCUACUAGCAGCUUAAGCAGCUCAACAUGUUGCCAUACUUCCAAUAUAACCCUCCCAUAGGGGCCGGGUAUUAUUCUCAGUAAUGCCGGUUUUCCUUUGUUUACCUUAAGACUGAACUACUGGAGAAACCGAUAAUGUGAGAGCUGACAGUGGGAUGAUAAAGGGAAUUCUAGGAGAAUUGUAGACUGCUAAAAAAAGAGUAGGGAUCAUGUCUGCAAAACAUGCACUUUUUAACUUUCUUGUGCCAGAGAAGAGAUUGCCGGGUUAGUAUAAGCCAGCUGUAGGCUAUGAUGACACUCUCGGAGCCUGAAACAGUCUGGUUGUACCAUAAACAAGGCAUUAAAAUAAAGGUUGAAAGUUAAGGAGAAGUAUGAUAGACAUUCAUGGAAUGUUCACCUAGGUCACAAGGCUUUAAGCUUGUAGGAUAUCUAUUGACUGCAAUGAAUGCUGUACACUCCCCUUUGUACUAUAUCACAGCCCUUCAAUAAUAAAAGCAAUUUCAAUUGUGA
This is a messenger RNA of Xenopus laevis (African clawed frog), 5937 nucleotides long. RefSeq names its product exocyst complex component 6B L homeolog (gene exoc6b.L). The transcript has 24 exons. The record is from RefSeq and is a predicted model, not a curated record. Lineage: Eukaryota; Metazoa; Chordata; Amphibia; Anura; Pipidae. Bases 70 to 2508 code for a protein of 812 amino acids.